This is a messenger RNA of Trichoplusia ni (cabbage looper), 4790 nucleotides long. RefSeq names its product dystroglycan-like. Gene Ontology annotation, biological process: morphogenesis of an epithelium; muscle attachment; nerve development. The record is from RefSeq and is a predicted model, not a curated record. Gene Ontology annotation, molecular function: laminin binding; calcium ion binding. Gene Ontology annotation, cellular component: sarcolemma; dystrophin-associated glycoprotein complex; dystroglycan complex. NCBI's taxonomy places the organism in Eukaryota, Metazoa, Arthropoda, Insecta, Lepidoptera, Noctuidae.
AUAAUCAUGGUGUGUUUAUGAGUGAGGUAGUGGUGGGGAGGCGAGAUGGGGCAGGCGCGGUACAUCGCGUGCGCGCUGCUCAUGCUGUGUCCGCUCGCGCUCACAAGGCACGAUGACGACUUCGCAUUCGACAACAGCGAAGAAUUCCAGGUUGAAUUAACAGCAAACCACUCAGAAAUAGCAAAAAAUGGCCUAAGGAGGUUAUGGGGCGUGCCCGACACAUCGGCCUAUGUGGGACAUCUGUUCCGAAUGGAAAUCCCUAAGGAAGCUUUUUCGGGAAAAGUAGUAGCUUAUAAGGUUCGUAAUGAAGAUGGUCGACGCAUGCCGAGUUGGCUGGCCGUGGACUCGAGGCACGGUCUGAUCAGCGGCGUCCCGCAGAAGCAGGACCUCGGCACCCACACGUUCACCGUCACCGCGCACGGGAACACCCGCGGACUCACUGCGACUGACUCUUUUACUAUUGAGGUGAAGAAGGCCCAAGACAAGCCCCACUCGAAGUACGGGACGUGCGUGGGCGACGAGAGCCGGCUCGUGCUGGUCAUCAUGAUCGACGGCUCCUUCCACAAGGUGUCGCCGCGGCAGAGGAUACGCGCGCUGAUGCAGCUGGCCAACUUCAUGGCACUCGAUGGGGACGAGUUCUGGAUGGAGCCCUAUAAGACGGAGACCCACUCCGAUACGAUCAUGAGUGGAGUUGGCUCCGCACAGCGCAGGCACGGAGACGCCACUACCGCCAUCUAUGUCAAUGUGGGUUGCGGCAACAAGCUGUGGAGUCAUCACAAAGUGUUGGUAGCAGGUCUACGGGAACAGUCUCGUGACGGUACACUUGCUCACGUGCUUCGCCUGCCCGUCAUCGGCUGGCGGCUGCUCGCGCUGCAGCCCGCGCCCAGGAUCAAGAGACAGCUGGAAGGCUCAGGUGGCGGCAUCUACGACACGGAAUACGAUGGUGACGAUGAUGAGGCUGAAGCCGACGCCGACUACAGCGGCUACGACGAUAACGACGAUGAGGACGGCUACACUAACAACGACGUCGGCAUCACUGAUCUGCAUAACGAAGUUGGCAUCACAGCUCUCUCUUCAUCACCAUCGGAGACCACAAAUGUGAACUUCUCAGUGACUCCCACGCGGCCUGUGAGCCCCCGACGUCUUGACACAUUCCCUCCAGUCGUACUAGAAGAAACCACCACUUUAGAACCCGAGGUGCAAACCGUAAUAAUCCGUGAGUCGAACGAACUCCCCCCGCUGUCGUCGACGGAGCCGGCGUCCCCGUCUCCCUCGCCGGAGCCGACGACCGCCAGCUCGGCCACCGCGGCCAGCAGCCCCGAGCCCGCCAGCAGCGCGGCCCCGCCCAGCAGCCCGGCCCCGCCCACCACGCCGCCCACCACCCCGCCCCCGCCGCCGACCACGCUGCCCACCACCGUGCCCACCACGUUGCCCACUACCACGCCCAUACCUGAGACCACCUUACAGGAGGUCACCAAACAGGUCCCAAUCACCAGUUAUUUUACUAAAAAUGGUUUAUAUAGGAAACGAACCCAAACUGAGGGUAGGAGCACAAUAAUCGGUCAGACUACUGAAACUGUGACGUGGGCAGCUCACAUCAACCAACCACCGACGCUCAAACACCACAUGAAGAAGCUAGCCAUCACUGCUGGCAAAGCAUUCAGGUACAUUAUCCCGGCUGACCUAUUCACGGACCCGGAGGAGGGCAGCAACCUCACGUUCACGAUGUACGAGGCGGAGAGCGUGCUCAGCAACAACUCUUGGAUACAGUUCAUACCUGCCGCAAGAGAAGUUUAUGGAUUACCGCUGGAAGCCCACGUGUCUCGCUGGAACUUCAUAGUAGAAGCUCAGGACAGCGAAGGACUGGUUGCCCGUGGGCCCCUCGACAUCACCGUACAACAACACAAGAGCGGUCGCACCAUCAACCAUCAGUUCGUCAUGGAGUUCAAACUCCAGAAAGAAUACAACAACGCCAUAGACUGGCAGAUUCGAGCAUUAGAAGGGAUUGUCAACCUUUUCAGGGAUACAGACAUGGAUCAUUUGACUGUGUUGAAUACGACACAGAAUGGUGAUAUGUGCGAGUUUGUGUGGACUAAUGAUACGUUACCAAAGGAUCCUGCUUGUCCCAUGGAUGAUAUCAAUAGGUUGAUGAAGAUAAUGGAAUCCAGCAGCUCCCCCGGGUCCGCGUCGGCGGGUCUGUCCCGCGCCAUGCAGCCGGAGCUGGCGGCGCGGGGCGUGCGCUGGCGCGGCGCGGGGCGCUGCGCGGCGCCGCCCGCCACGCGCGCGCCCGACACCUACCCGCCCGUCACCAGGAACCAGGUCGACCAUCUCACCGCCACAGUGUCGCAUCUCUUCGUCUACAAGGUGCCCGAGGACACUUCUUCGACCCGGAGGACGGCGACACCCCGCAACCUAGCUCUCUCUCUCCGCUACAGCGACCGCACCGAGCUGCCGGCGGGCCACUGGCUGCAGUUCGACGCCAAGAACCAGGAGUUCUACGGCCUGCCCGCGCCCAGCGACGAGGGCAGCGUGUCCUACCAGCUGAUUGCGGAGGACUCAAGCAAAAAGAGCGCCUACGACAGUCUCAUAGUAGAAGUAGCGAAGGCACCCACAAUCCGCCCGACAGUCGAGUUCCAAAUGACUAUGGAGUACCCGUUCCCGAUGCUUGCGUACGACGCCAACAAUAAGAGGAAGGUGGUGGAGAAACUUGCGGCACUGUUUGGCCAGAAAGAGACGGAUAAUAUCAGGAUACAGAGCAUCACUAAUAAUCCUACUACUAUUAUAUGGUACAACACAAGUCUGCCAAUGGAUCGCUGUCCCAAGAAAGAGAUCGAAGAGCUCCGCAAAAUGAUAAUAGUUGACGAGCGAGGGUCGACAGGCGCCGCGCUCAAAGAGAACGUCGACCACGUGUUCGAUAAAGACUUGAAAGUCAUGUCCAUAAGACUAAUACCGCUUGGCCUCUGCGCCGAGCAGAACACCAAAGUACCGAAGACGACCAUCCAGGUUCACUCAGGGUCGUCGAACCUGCAGAACAACAAGGCCAGUAACGCCGCAGACCAGAGCUAUCUGGUAACCUUCAUCAUACCCGCUGUCGUCAUCGUCUGCAUGAUAUUACUCGGCAUCAUUGCCUGCGUGCUCUACAGGAGACGGCGAACAGGCAAAAUGAGCGUGGGCGAUGAAGAGGAGCGGCAGGCGUUCCGCUCGAAGGGCAUCCCGGUGAUCUUCCAGGACGAGCUGGAGGAGCGCGGCGAGGAGCCGGCCGCGCACAAGUCGCCCGUCAUCAUGCGCGAGGAGAAGCCGCCGCUGCUGCCGCCCGCGCCCGACUACCGCGCCGCCGACGCCGCGCCCUACCGCCCGCCGCCGCCCUUCGCCGCCUCGCGCACGCCGCCGCGCCCCAAGGCCACGCCCACCUACCGCAAGCCGCCGCCCUACGUGCCGCCCUAACUCCCCCCCCCACCCCGCAGCCCGCCCACAACACCUGCUCCGGCCACCGACGCUGCGGACUCCACUAGUCGACGAACACCGACAGUUCAUUUCUUAAUUAAUUUAUUUAACUAUUAAAUCUUUCGGCAGCAUUCGUGCACCUACAAUGAAAUGCAUUUAUAAAUUAGUUAGAAGAGUAAAUUUGUCGACGAAACGAGGAAUUGUGCACAGUUUAAUGUGACUACGAAUUUCUUAUAAUGUAAGUACGUCACGAAAUUAUACCUUGAGACUAAGGUAGAUGACGAUUUUUCAAUUAUGUAAAAACUGGAGACUUCACAAUAAAAUAAUGUACCUAGUGUUAUUGUUGAAGUAGAUGAUGUUACAUUAGCUCUUAGGUUAAGCGAAGUUCAAUCGAAUGAAUGGUGUCGAAUGCAGUCUUUAAACAAUUUAUGCAUGCUGUAGAGUGAGAAGGAAAUAUAUAAAUUAUACAUUAUUAAAAAUUGAGAAUUUAAUGAUUCGUGAAUCUUAUGCAACUUAACGCAUUUUUUGAAUAAAAGUAACUUCAUGUUGGCAUGCCAAUGUCAAUUAUCUACAACUUAUUUAUUUGCUAAUGUACCAAAAUGACAGUAAUAAAGUGUUUGGCAAAAAGCGUGCCAUUGUUUCGCAGUUGUUAUUUAAUGUAAUUUAAAAUAUAACAUAUCGAAAGUGUAACAUUUUAGCCUUUAGCGUAGAUCUUCCAUACACGUUAUAUUUAUAAGUAGUGCGUGUGUGUGUGAAGUACAUUUGAGGUUACUUGUGUGCGGCGGUGUGACGCCACAGUCCCCCGCCAACAAUUUAACGAAUCGCUGUUAAUAAUGCAUGAAUUGGUCAUGAUUAGCUGGUGUGUAAACUAUAAAUUACAAUUAACAUACUAUUGUAAUGAAAUAUACAACUGACUCUAGUUAUAGGCUACGAAUAGAUAUUUUUAAGAAUGGAAUAUCAUUUUGUACUUGUCUAAUAUUACCAUAGUUUGUAAGGUUAACAAAUUAUGUAAACUUAGGGACUUGAACGAAAUGAGCUAUAAUAAUAACUUUUCCUUUGGAUGUAUUUUUUUCUACUGUAUACUCAUUUAGAGUUUUGCAUUUAUAGAUCUUUUUAGUGUUAUAUACAAUUUUAUAGGCCAGCUACAUUCAAGUGUUCAGUUGAUUUUAAGUUUUGUGAUAGGCGUACUUAAAUGUCCACAUAUAAAACCGUACCAUUUUCAUUCCUUCUGUCUUAUUCAUAGCUAUUGUUUUCCCCUUUAAACCCGUUCUAAUUAUAUACGCACAUAAUUUAUGUAAUUAAUGAGCUUUUUAUUUUAAAUAAAUAAAAAUUGGUCUAGAAACGAA